Alligator sinensis (Chinese alligator) is the source of this 2664-nucleotide messenger RNA. It is a transcript of the gene LHX1, whose product is annotated as LIM homeobox 1. Gene Ontology annotation, molecular function: RNA polymerase II transcription regulatory region sequence-specific DNA binding; DNA-binding transcription factor activity, RNA polymerase II-specific. Bases 679 to 1845 code for a protein of 388 amino acids. Lineage: Eukaryota; Metazoa; Chordata; Crocodylia; Alligatoridae. Gene Ontology annotation, cellular component: nucleus. The record is from RefSeq and is a predicted model, not a curated record. The transcript has 4 exons. Gene Ontology annotation, biological process: regulation of transcription by RNA polymerase II; neuron differentiation.
AGGUUAGCAUCCAAAGCUCCUUUUGAGUCGUCUUCUUUUGUUUUUUUUGUCCUUUUCUUCUUCUUUUCAUUCUUCUCGUCGUCGAUUUUUUUUUUUUUUUUGGUCCUCCUAUUUCUCUUUGGGAAAAGCAGAUGCACUUUGACUCCUGACUGCUCUACCUCAGACCUGAGAAAACUCAUCACAUUUGCUUUUCGCUGGGUUUUCACCAUUGUCGCUUUUCGUUUCGCUUUUUUUUCCCUUUUUCCCUCCCCGCUUGUUUUCGCAAUGCGCGCAGCCCUCUCCCCCCUGUCCCUGCUCCUGGAUCCGUGCUAGCGGCCGGGAUCCGGGCUGCAAGGCUGGGCAAACCUCUUAUUUUUCCCCCCCCGGUGUGUGGCCCGCUUAGGACAUUUGAACGAAGAUUAUUCUUCCUCCCUAUUUUAUUAUUGUUGUUGUUGUUGUUGUUGUUAUUUAUUAUUAUUAUUGUUGUUGUUGUUGUUGUUAUUCUUUUCCUCCUCCAAGGCUUUUUUUGGAGCAAACCCCGCACGCAGCCAACCUGCUUUUCUUUUUAAAGCAGGAUCCAUCCUGCUCCUCUCGUUAUUAUUCUUGCUGCCCCUUCUUCUCUUUCUCUCUCUAUUUUAUUUUUCCCUGCUUGGCACCUGGGAGCCUCCCCCCGCCCCACUCUCAGAAUAACCAAAGACAAUGGUGCACUGUGCCGGCUGCAAGAGGCCGAUCUUGGACCGGUUUUUGUUGAAUGUACUGGACAGGGCUUGGCAUGUGAAGUGUGUGCAGUGCUGUGAAUGUAAAUGCAAUUUGACAGAGAAAUGCUUUUCCCGGGAAGGCAAGCUUUACUGCAAGAACGACUUCUUUCGGUGUUUCGGGACCAAGUGCGCGGGCUGCGCGCAGGGCAUCUCCCCCAGCGACCUGGUCCGGAGGGCGCGGAGCAAAGUGUUCCACUUGAACUGUUUCACUUGCAUGAUGUGUAACAAGCAGCUCUCCACCGGCGAGGAGCUCUACAUCAUCGACGAGAACAAGUUCGUCUGCAAAGAAGAUUACCUGAGCAACAGCAAUACCGCCAAAGAGAACAGCCUGCAUUCAGCCACCACCGGCAGUGAACCCAGCCUGUCCCCGGACUCGCAAGAUCCUUCCCAGGACGACGCCAAGGACUCGGAGAGCGCCAACGUGUCGGACAAGGAGACGGGCAGCAACGAGAACGACGACCAGAACCUGGGCGCCAAGCGGCGGGGGCCGCGCACCACCAUCAAAGCCAAGCAGCUGGAGACGCUGAAAGCCGCCUUCGCCGCCACCCCCAAGCCCACGAGGCACAUCAGGGAGCAGCUGGCCCAGGAGACCGGCCUCAACAUGCGGGUCAUCCAGGUAGCGCAGGGGGGAGCGGGGCUGGGGCUGGGGCCGCCCCGCUCGGUGCGGACCCGGCGGGGCCGGCGUUGUAAAAAAGGAAGAUCCGCGCGCGCCCUUCCCGCGGAAGUGUAUUAUCAGAGCGAGUAUUAUGGCCCAGGAAGCAAUUAUGAUUUCUUCCCACAAGGACCUCCUUCUUCUCAAGCGCAGACACCAGUUGAUCUCCCUUUUGUGCCCUCUUCCGGGCCAUCAGGAACUCCUCUGGGUGGAAUGGAUCACCCGCUCCCUGGACAUCACCCCUCCAGUGAGGCUCAGCGCUUCACUGACAUAAUGUCGCACCCGCCAGGAGACUCACCCAGCCCCGAGCCCAACCUGCCAGGUUCUUUGCACUCCAUGUCUGCAGAAGUUUUUGGUCCAAGUCCUCCAUUUUCUUCAAUAUCCGUCAACGGUGGUGCUAACUAUGGCAAUCACUUGUCACAUCCACCAGAAAUGAAUGAAGCGGCUGUGUGGUAGCUUUAAAACAAACUGGGUCUAAGUAAGUGAUGAUCAUCUAGUCUGCUUAUGUUAUGGUGUACAGAAAUGAAUAAAUAUAACAUCUCUCCUGCCCUAAGACAGUUUUACCUUGGGAACGAACUGAAUCUGAAAUACUCCAAGGCGAGCUUUGCUAUAGACCAGGACAAUCUUCAUAAUAUGGUUGUAACAAACAAAAAAGGGACUUUUUUGUACCAUUGACAAAGAAACUGGUGAAGCUGUACAGUAAAGUGCUGCCAUACCAUAGGAUGGCGUAAGUUGAGUACCCUGUUGGAUGUCACCCUAAGAGCCACAAUCCUUAGAAACUUUUCAUUAAAAAAAAAAAAUUGAACAAAAGAAAGGUCAAAGAAAGGGGGGAAAAAGCUUCAAGAACUCUAGCGUUCCCAGUUAAGGAUGGUUCUGGCAUUAUGAAUUUGUUUGUUAAUUUUUGUCUCUCAGAAAAUUCAACUACAACAAACUCUUUUUAGCUUCAGAAAUGUCAGCCUGCUGAAUAUCAGGUGGGACAAUUUUUUUUUUCCCUUUUUUUUUUCCUCUCCAAAAUAACAAAUACUAAAUGUAAGCCCUCAGCAUCAACUCUUCUACCUUCACAAAGCUACACGUACAAAAAAUCCUCAUAAUAACAAAGGUCACCAACCAGACCUCUAACUAAAAUGACUUGAAACAAACAGAAAAAAAAGUAUUCUACCUUCACAAAAAAAAAAGCUAAACAAAAAGACUCUAUUGAACUAAAAACAGUCAACUGUUUACGUAUAAUGUUAAAUUCAGGAGCUCAAUGUUUUACUAAUAAAUCCUGUUUUAGAA